AUGGGUCAUCACAAUGAUCUUCUUUUGGAUGGCAAUGAUGAUGUUGAAAUGUUAAGUCUGAAACCCUUCCUUGAUCAUCAAUUCAAGAUUAAGGACCUUGGGACUGUUCAUUAUUUUUUGGGUCUUGAGAUCUCUAAGGUGGAUCAGGGGUUUCUCAUCAACCAACAAAAGUACAUCAAAGAGCUCCUCUCUGAAUUCAGCUGUUCAGAGGUCAGACCAGCUCUCACACCCCUUGAUCCUCAUGUCAAAUUAUCUGUUGAUUCAGGGGAAGCUCUUCCUGAUCCUACUGUCUAUAGAAGAUUAAUUGGCAAGCUGAAUUUCCUUUAG
Nicotiana tabacum (common tobacco) is the source of this 327-nucleotide messenger RNA. The record is from RefSeq and is a predicted model, not a curated record. Lineage: Eukaryota; Viridiplantae; Streptophyta; Magnoliopsida; Solanales; Solanaceae.